UGAUUUACGAAAUCUAACAUACUUUUGCAGUGUUUUAUCGAUGCUCUUUAACAAACGCUUCUUCAAUAGGACCGUGUGAAUGAAGUCCGUGUUUUUCCAUAGCAGCACCAAAGACGCGCAUCACGUGUUUCGGUUCAAUUCUCUGGAAGUGAUUUUCAUGAACUACACUAUACGCUUCAAACGUUCAUUCAUCAAUGAAGAGCUCGCUUGUCAAAUCCGAACAUAUUUUCUUUCAAAUAAAAUGUAACAUUUUGGGAAAAUGACAGGUGUUCUUUGAAGAAAGUUUUUUUUCGAUCAUUGGACAAGACGGCGUCUGAAAGACUGGGAAGCGGAACCAGUGUUUCAGGGGGUUCUGCGGCAGAAAAAGUUCAAAGAGAUUGUAGCCUGCAGGCAAAAACAUCGAUACGUCAUAGAUUUAUGCCUUCAAUCAAAUAAAUCUGUUACACAGCCUGCCUCAAUUCAGGAAAGUACAGGGUGUGCGUGACCAAUGACGUCCGAUUGCAAUGGAGCAAGUCCUUCACCCGAAGAAACGUGUGUCUUUCGGGGGAGGAUGGAAGCUCCUACUAACGGGAGGUGGACAGCAGAUAACAGCCCUUCUACCACACCUUCUUCAGGGAGGCUGAGGAGGAGUUGCUCAAAUCUAAAGAUGUUCCUGGCGGCCUUGUCCUUUGCCUAUUUCUCCAAAGCCUUGUCUGGGAGUUACAUGAAGAGCACAAUAACACAGCUGGAACGGAGGUUUGAUAUCCCCAGUUAUUUGAUUGGUGUUAUAGACGGCAGCUUUGAAAUGGGUAACCUCUUGGUGAUAGCCUUUGUGAGUUAUUUUGGUGCUAAGCUUCACCGACCCAAGAUCAUAGCAAUGGGAUGUGUGCUGAUGUCCUUAGGGACGUUCCUUAUCGCCAUGCCUCAUUUCAUUAUAGGACGCUAUAAUGUCCAAACGUCUGCUAGAGAGUCCUUUAAUUCAACUGCCAAAUUCCCCCCGUGCCCGGCCACCUCACCAGAGUUCACAGAGGCAGAUGACAGGUCCUCUAUCCUACCCUCUGCAGGCUGUGAGCGCGAGUCCAGCGUGUCAAUGUGGGCCUACGUGUUUCUAGGAAACGUAUUGAGGGGGAUAGGAGAGACUCCUGUACAGCCACUGGGAAUCUCCUAUAUAGAUGAUUAUGCCAGGCCAGAGAAUGCAGCCCUCUACAUUGGCUGUGUCCAAACCAUAUCAAUCAUCGGCCCUGUUAUUGGCUACCUGUUGGGAUCCUUGUGUGCCAAGAUCUACGUUGACAUUGGAUACGUGGACAUGGAGACCAUCACCAUCACCCCGGGGGAUGCCCGCUGGGUCGGGGCGUGGUGGCUGGGGUACCUUAUAGCCGGGACAAUCACCCUCACGUCAGCCGUACCCUUCUGGUUCCUGCCCAAGUCGCUGCCGGUGCCCGUGGAGAAGCACGAUGCCAGCUGCACCCCCGAACAGACCCGAUUCAUCAAGGACUCUCCUUCCGCUAUGGAGCACAAGUUCAGACCUGAAGAACCCACCAACUUCCGUCAGAUGGCUAAAGAAUUUGUUCCAGCAUUGAAGAGCCUCCUGGGAAGUCCAGUUUAUAUCAUCUAUCUAUGCGUGACAAUCAUUCAGUUCAACUCCCUCAUUGGUAUGGUAACCUACAAGCCCAAAUACAUUGAGCAACAUUAUGGACAGUCGGCCUCUAAAGCUAAUUUCCUAAUGGGUAUGAUAAAUAUACCCGCAGUGGCUCUGGGGAUGUUUUCUGGGGGCGUUGUCAUGAAGAAGUUCAAGCUGGGCAUCAUGGGAGCUGCCAAGUUUGCCUUCGGGACGUCCCUGCUAGGUUACUUCCUGUCCCUCUUUUUCUUGGCCAUGGGCUGUGACAACGCCAAAGUGGCUGGGAUCACCAUGUCUUACACAGGUGUGGAGGGGUUGUCAUACCAUGAGCGAGCUCUGUUCUCUGAGUGUAACUCUGGCUGCCUUUGUUCUGGGAAGGACUGGGAUCCUGUCUGCGGAGAGAACGGGAUAACUUACGUGUCCGCCUGUCUGGCUGGCUGUACCUCUGCCACAGGGACAGGCAGAAACACGGUGUUUGGCCAGUGCCGGUGUCUGGCUUUGACAAAGGCAGGUUCCCGGUACACUAACCUGACCGCCUCCUUGGGGCACUGUCCAAUACGAGACAGCUGUGACCGAAUGUUCCCCUACUUCCUCUUCCUAUCUGUCAUCACUUCCUUCAUCAUCUCUCUGGGGGGAACGCCUGGCUUUGUGCUGCUCAUAAGAUGCAUUAAGCCUGAGUUGAAAUCCCUCGCCCUUGGGGUCCACACAUUGGCCACCAGAACUCUUGCUGGUAUCCCUGCACCAAUCUACUUUGGAGCCAUCAUAGACACCACCUGUUUAAAGUGGGGAAACACAAAAUGCGGAGGACGAGGAGCAUGCAGAAUCUACAACACAACUGCCUACAGGAUGGUAUAUCUGGGACUGACCCUGGGCCUGAGGACCGUGGCAUUCUUCCUCUGCAUACUGGGCUUCGCUCUUCUCCAGCGGUAUGUCCGUCAGGAGGAGAAAACGGCCCUGGCCAACGGGGAUGUUGAGGUGGAGUCUGAUUCUCUCAGGAAAGAAGAGGGAAACAGCGUGUUACACUGCGACAAGUUUGUGUGCGCGCUGAACUGUAGGGAGACACGUCUCUGAUGUUCCUUAGCACAUCCAUGCCGCCCCCCGAGUUGGACGAAACAGCUGCCGGUCGGGACUUUUCCGUGGAGGACUGAGUUGGGAUCUCCCCCGCGUGAGUUAACCCUAUGAUGGCAGACCAUGGUUAGCAAAUGUGCCAAAAGUCCAACAGCCCCAGGUUUGAGGCCCUGGGAAAUGAUACUACCCAUUGUGAAAGCUGACCUGUUCCCUCGAAAACCCUUUAGAAAUGAGUCUACGCCUUUUUCCACGUUCCAUUCAGAGUCUACGCCUUUUUCCGAAUUCCAUUCAGAGUCUACGUCUUUUUCCUCAUUCCAUUCAGUCUACAACUUUUUCCUCGUUCCAUUCAGAGUCUACACCUCUUUCCUCGUUCCAUUCAGAGUCUACACCUUUUUCCUCAUUCCAUUCAGAGUCUACACCUCUUUCCUCAUUCAACAUGUGUGGAGAAUCCCCCGAUUCAACUCUGAUGUACCCCGGAAUGUCUUGUCUGUAAUGGUAAAGCUGAAAUCAGGGAGUAACAGAAAUGUGACUUUGCUUCAACAGUAAUUUUAGAUACAGUAAUAUGUUACUGUUGCUAUCAAUAUUUUAACUUUCAGUCAAAGAGAAUGCCUAUACUUCACUUAAGGUUUGUUAUUUAAUACAUUUUCAAUUAAAUCCUAAACCAGGUACAGUUACCAAAACUGAAAAAAAAAUCUGGCCUCUGCAAUUUCAGAGCAACCAACUAGUCGAGCAUCUCCACUGGACAGAUAUUAGGCUUGCUUUGUGAGUUAUUCCAGAAUAUGUCUUAGCUUAUCUUAAAAAUAUAAUUUUCCGAGCAGCAUAAUCUGUACCGAUGAACUGUAAACCCAGCAUUAAUCUGCCCGUACAUCAAAAAAUAAAAAAUAAGACUAGUGAGACCCUUGCCGCUGCCUAUAUGGGGGAUCACUCAGACCGUACCAUUAUUCAUGGUUUUAGAGAAAAUAUUCACUUUGAUAUGUUUUGUGAGAGGUGCCAAGUAACAUAUGGGGCACUGUAGCUACCAGUGGGUACCGGUCAGCUGGCCCAACUUAAUGCCCUGACAUCUUCUUCUGAUGUACUUAUCCACCAUGAAUUAGUAACCAUUUAGCGAGUAGCCUAGUGAGGAAUUUUUUCACAGAGUGUGAUAUAUUUAAUAUGUGGUAGACCUUAAUUUUUUUUUUAAUCCAGUCAGACAAAGUUGAUAUUUUUAUGUUAGAUCUAGAAAUACUAGUUUCAUUUCCGGUAAUACUUUGUAUGCGCUCAGUUAUUGUAAGUGCUGUCAGCUAUUGUAAGAUUUAUCAUGUGUUCUGUUAGUUGGCUUUGGUUUGUAAUCUGAAGGCAUCACUGAUAUAAUAUAUAAAAUAAUGAUAGACUACUAUAGUAUUCUGGAAUUAAAAAAACAAACCAGAGAAGGUAGUUCCAGCUUCAUCAGCUGUUUACUUCAGAUGGACGAUGUUUAGAUGAACACACAUGAACAUAUUGAGUCCGGAUCCUGAACUAGAUCUGCUCCUGCAUCAGAACUGUUUUGUGACAUCAACCAUAGGGUUUGACAAGCAACACACUGUCUACCAAGCUAGUCAGUGUUUUACCAGUGUGCCCACUCAUUAAGAUUAGAAGUACAUUGUUUUUUCAAAAUGUAUAGUACCCACUCUCCUGUCAAAUCUUUAAUUUGUGCUUAUGCUUUCAUAUGCCGUUACUACAUGAUGCUUCAAACAAUGGAUUUGUUCCAAUAUGCAGCUUUUAUUUCUGGAUGAUGACAGACUUCUAUAGUCUGACAUCCUUAUAACAAGCUCUGGAUGUGAAAAGUGUGUCAUCAUUUAUAAGUGUGAUAUAAUAUCACCAGUCCUGGUUGUAAAGUGUUAUAUCAUUUUCAGCCAGCUUUGACCACUGGGUUCAGCCAGCUUUGACCACUGGGUUCAGGUGUAAAACAGAAAGCUCUGCCUAUAUACUUAGUGUAAUGUAAGUAUAUAUAAUGUAUUAGUGUUAUAAUUUCUAUACUUUAGCACUAAUGUACAAAACUAAACUUACUUAACAAGUUUAUAUUUUGUUUUGGCAAAACUGUUCACUACAAUAGUUAUUAUAUUAUUAUACUCUAUGAAACCGAAAAAGAUGACAGAAGAUCCACAAGAGAAAUGUAAAACAAUACGUUGAUUACACUCAGUUCUUUCGAUAACCAUGACACAAUUUUAGCUCCAUGUUUUAAAUACAAUGCAAAUACAUCUGGUUGUAUUUAGUUAGAGGUAUUGAAUAAAUGUAUAUUUGACAUGCCUAGCACAUUGUACUUAAAGCAGAGAAAUGCUCAGCUGAAUUUGAGGUAUCCAUGGGAAGUCCACAGCGUUUGACGGUCUUCCGUCUUUGACACUUAAAUCAUCCGGAUUGUUUAUAGAUCCUUCUUUGAUCCUUCAGCAGCUCCGGCAUGAAGAUUCUGUUUUCAAAUAGUCAAAGACAAGUGAUCAAAUCUGUGUUAUCAGCUGUUGGUGAAAAGUUAAUUGUGGUCAGUGUUUAUUGUGUUUAAGGAGAAAUACUGUCCUUUGUUGAUCAUGCUGGCUUAGUGUGAAACAGUGAACCAGUCUACUUCCCAAUGACUGGCAGUUUGUCCCCUGACGAGGUAAAAAAAAGUCUCAUCUUCCUCACCAAACAUCAAGGCAAGUGGAUCUGAUUAUGUCACAAAACGUUAAAGCCCUGUGAUCCCAAGUCCCCUAACGCCAAUCUUCAGUGCCUGGUUGAUGAAUAGAAAAGUACCUGACUCACAGGGCUUUAAUGUUUCGUGAGCCUUCAUCCCCAAAGUGUGCCUUCAUCCACCAAAUAUCCCAAAAAGGUGAACAUACAUGUAGAGUGACAUAUUGGUCAAUGAGGUGUUCAUAAAAUGCCCAUAUUCUGCAAUUGCUUGUAAAAACUGGCAUUCGUCCAAACAAAAGGUGCAUGUAUAUAUACAUUUUGCCUAAAUGUCAUUUAUCAUACUCACCAUCAAUACACAUCGUUUUAAAAAAAUGUGUAACCUACACUAGGAUACCUGGCAACCCUUUAUCGAUGUUCCUUAUUGCCUAGAGUGAUGCUCAAUGCACCUGGGGAAAUCCAGCUACCUCAGCCCUAUGUGGACAGUAGAUCUAUAUAUAUAGAGAGUGUGUGUAUGUGUACAAGGGCUCCAUCAUCAAAUGAUCUGUGAUGAACAGCUGCCUCAACCAGCUCCGGUCAGGGAAGGCCCAGUGCCGCUGUAGCCAACCGUUGUGUGGUCCUGGAGGCCUCUGUCAGCCGUUGUGGAUCACCUUCCCCUACAUGGAAGACAUCACUCCUCAACGUCUGGUAGAAGUAGUCAUAGCAGCACUGGACUGGCUUCAAGGGAGCAGGAGAAACGUGCUGCUGUGGGCAAACCUCUUAGCGUCCCUCUCCAUGGGUCAGAAUGCUGCUGUUGGCAUUGUCUUGUGUGACCUGACUUUUCAGAACUCCGAAUACAAGAGUCUGCGGUGAUCUAUAUUCAAAAGACUCUCUUCGAUCCUACAAGCAACGAGUGGCAACAAGCCUUCGCACCCCCAUGCCUCUUGCUAACGGGGAAAUGCGUCAUCACUGCCUUGUUAUGAAAGCCCAAAGACGUUGGUUUGGUUCUGUGGCAGAGGCCUUUCAUUUUCACUCAGUUUGUCCACCCAACUCUUGAAACAAAUCCUAGACUGAAGUCCCCGGUCUCUCAGGUGAAAUUUCCAGACUGCCUUGCGGGUGUAAUAUUUGAGAGGGUAUUGUGACCUUAACUGUUGAGACAAGGUUAGAGGUCUACCAAAAUACCAUCUAGCAAUGCAAACCCUCAUUGGUAUUGUGUCUUAAAAUGAACUACUCUGUUGUCAGUCGUCAUGGACAACCCAGUGGUGAGGAGAAGGAAGUGCUUCCUUUAUCCAUAACUGUCUGGAUUAUCCAAAAUCGUUUGAAUGUUUGAUUUGUGGUUCCCAAUAAACUGAAAUGUGUGUGCAUAUAUUA
Esox lucius (northern pike) is the source of this 6628-nucleotide messenger RNA. Its product is annotated as solute carrier organic anion transporter family member 1C1. Gene Ontology annotation, molecular function: protein binding. Bases 488 to 2668 code for a protein of 726 amino acids. Gene Ontology annotation, cellular component: membrane. The record is from RefSeq and is a predicted model, not a curated record. The transcript is spliced from 15 exons. Gene Ontology annotation, biological process: transmembrane transport; sodium-independent organic anion transport. Lineage: Eukaryota; Metazoa; Chordata; Actinopteri; Esociformes; Esocidae.